Molecule: messenger RNA, 1746 nt
Organism: Monoraphidium neglectum
Lineage: Eukaryota; Viridiplantae; Chlorophyta; Chlorophyceae; Sphaeropleales; Selenastraceae
Exons: 8
Coding region: 1-1746 (581 amino acids)
Biological process (GO): xenobiotic detoxification by transmembrane export across the plasma membrane
Cellular component (GO): membrane
Molecular function (GO): antiporter activity; xenobiotic transmembrane transporter activity
Source: RefSeq, a predicted model, not a curated record
AUGGCACUGCGACGCACAUAUGUGCAUCUGAACGCUGUCCAGCAGUCAAUAGUCCCGCUCCCGCCCUUCCUGUAUGCGCCGCCAGCGGAGUCCCUGCUCACCACAGCCGACACCGCUGCGGUCCUGCAUGCCGAGGGCGUAAGCAAUGGGGCGCCAGGGCGCAGCGGCUCAAUAGACGCUGACCUGGACUUUGCAGUUGAGGCGGCUGCCGAGGCGGCCGCGCUCGCGGUGACGCCCGCCACUUCGCCCGGGGCGGCAGCAGCAGCGUCGGCUUCGGCAGCGGCGAACGCCUCAGCGGAUGCGAAGGGAGCGUCGGUGGCAAGCGCGCAGGAUGGCUCGUUCCUGGCUGUGCUGGGGAGGGUCGCAGCCCUGGCGCUGCCGCUGAUGGUCCAGAACGUGGCCGGCUACAGCAUCAGCAUCAUCGGGGCGGUCUUCAUCGGCCGCCUGGGGCCGCUGCUGCUGUCCGCCUCGGUGCUGGCCAACUCUUUGUACAACUGCACCGGAUUGUCCAUUGCAAUUGGCCUGAGUGCGGGGCUGGAGACACUCUGCGGCCAGGCCUACGGCGCAGGCAACUACAAGGCACUCGGCCUGCUGCUGCAGCGCGCCCUCGCCAUCUGCGCCGCCGCCUGCGUGCCCAUUGCGCUGCUGUGGCUUGGCUCAAACAGCGUGCUGCUCGCCAUGGGCCAGGAGCCGGCGAUCUCAGCCCUGGCCAGCCGCUACCUCAUCUUCUGCAUCCCCUGCCUGUUCCUGUCGAUCUGCACGGAGUGCCUGCGCAGGUACCUUCAGUCCCAGCGGGACGUGCGGCCGGCCAUGAUCAUGGCCGCCACCGCCACCGCCGCCGCGCCGCUGCUCUUCUGGGCCGCCAUCAACCGUGCCGGCUGGGGCCUGGACGGUGCGGCGCUCGCGUUCAUCGCCUGCCAGACCAUCCAGUUGACGGGGCUGGCUGCGUUCGCGGUGGCGCGGGCGCGGCGGCUGGAGGGGGACCCGCGGCAGACCUGGGGCGGGUUCAGCGGCGAGGCGUUCCAGAAGUGGGGGGAGUACCUCCAUUACGGCGUCCCCGCCGCCCUGAUGAUCUGCUGCGAGUGGUGGGCCUACGAGGUCGCCAUCCUGUGGGCCGGCCUCCUGCCCGACGCCGCGCUGUCGCUGUCCACGAUGGGCAUCUGCCUCUCACUCAACGCCUUUGUGUACAUGCUGCCCCUGGGCCUGGCCUCCAGCGUCAACACCUCGGUAGCCAACGCGCUCGGCGGCGGCGACGGGGCGCGGGCGCGGGCCGUGUUCCUGAGCGGGCUGGGGCUGGCCGUCGCGCUGCAGGCGGCGAUAGUCACCGGCGUCUCCUUCGGGUGGGGCGGCCUGGAGCGGGGCUGGAGCGAGGCCGGGCGGGCGGGCGCGCUGCGCGUGGUCGCAGACAGGGAGGCGGCUUGCGCCCUCAUCGCCAUCGACGGCGUCAUCGCGACGCUGUCUGGCGUGCUACGCGGCAGCGGCCGCCAGAAGCUGGGGGCCGCCAUCAACUUCGCGGGAUACUGGGCGGUCGGCCUCCCCCUCUCGUGGCUGCUGGCCUUCCCGCUGGGUAUGGGGGAGCGCGGCCUGUGGAUGGGUAUCGCGGCCGGGGCCGCGCUGCAGCUGGCGGUGCAGGUCUUCUUGCUGUCGCGGUGGGACUGGGGCAAGGAGGCGGCACGCGUGCAGCGGCGCAUGGCCGAGGCGGCGGCGCGGGGACUGCCGCCGCCGGAGCUCGCAGGGGCACACUGA